Molecule: messenger RNA, 444 nt
Organism: Yamadazyma jaroonii
Lineage: Eukaryota; Fungi; Ascomycota; Pichiomycetes; Serinales; Debaryomycetaceae
Source: the annotation of a GenBank genome assembly
AUGAAGGCAUCCACCAAUAACGGCAUAGUAGAUGGUUCAAUUGAAACCCACGGGUCAUUUCAUUCAUCAUUGACUGCAAAGCAUUGGUUGAUUAUUGGUCUUGUAUUGAUAUGUAUCCUUCUAUUCCACUUUAGAAACCGUAUUGGAGAGUUCCAUGAUCGUUUAAGAAUGGGUAGAAGAAUGAGAUAUGUAAACUUGAAUGACGAUUUCACUGAAGAUGUAGAGCAAGGAUUAUCUAGUAGAAACUUUGACUUGACUAAUAACGCUGGCGAUUCAAGAGAAGGAUUAAAUGAGGAACAAAAGGAAGCUAUAAAGAAAAUCAUGAAAGAUAAAGGUAUCAGUUUCGAUCAGGCAAGAUUGGAAUUCACUAAACAAACAUUUGGCUCAAACGGUGUUGGACCUGAUGGUGUUCCAUUAGAUCCUAAGGUGGUUACUUUCAGUUAA